This is a messenger RNA of Gastrolobium bilobum, 1699 nucleotides long. RefSeq names its product cell division cycle 5-like protein. The record is from RefSeq and is a predicted model, not a curated record. Gene Ontology annotation, biological process: mRNA splicing, via spliceosome. Bases 620 to 1141 code for a protein of 173 amino acids. The transcript has 6 exons. Gene Ontology annotation, cellular component: spliceosomal complex; Prp19 complex. Lineage: Eukaryota; Viridiplantae; Streptophyta; Magnoliopsida; Fabales; Fabaceae.
CAGCCCCCAUGGCCAAGAAUGGUUCAAGCUUUCUUUCUUCCAUAACUUGGUCAAAUCUUAACCAAAUCCAACAAGGUUUGACUUGAAUCUUGUUGGAAAUUGUCUUCUAAAGCCAUUGGUGGCAUCCUUGAACCGUGAAAGUGGCUGAAUUUUGAGAUCCUUUCCCAUUUAGGCCGCGGUUUGGAGGAGAAUUUUUGGGUUCUUAGAGCUUUCAAUUGCUCCAAUGGUGGAGUAUGCUCAGGAGGAGUCAUUUACCUUGCAUUUGGGUUGCCGUACGUCGACCUGAAUCCCGAAUCUUGAAUCAGUGAGCUGCCCUUGGUUCGGGACCAAGAGGAUUGAGGCAUUCUGUUGUGUACUAAGUUGAAGAAUAAGCUGCUGCGGAGCUUGUGAAAACAAUAUUUAAGUUUGAUGAGGAAAGAGGUUUUGCGUUUCACGUUGAUGGUGGAAGAGCACACUCAGCAGAGUGAGGGUUGCUAGUGGCAGUUUCACUGACAUAGACAAACAAAGCUAGGUUUGUGUUUCUGUUGUGAAAUCAUUUGUAUUUGUGGUUCUCAUCAUAAUUAUCAGCAUCUCGGGUGUUCGUUUUUGUGAGGUUGGAAAACCCUAGAAUCGCAACAAGAUGAGGAUUAUGAUAAAGGGCGGUGUUUGGAAAAACACCGAGGAUGAAAUCCCGAAAGCAGCUGUUAUGAAAUAUGGUAAAAACCAGUGGGCUCGAAUCUCUUCGCUCCUUGUUCGCAAAUCUGCUAAGCAAUGUAAGGCUCGUUGGUAUGAGUGGCUCGAUCCUUCCAUUAAAAAGACCGAGUGGACAAGAGAAGAGGAUGAGAAACUGCUUCAUCUUGCUAAGCUUAUGCCCACUCAGUGGAGAACGAUUGCUCCAAUUGUUGGUCGUACCCCUUCUCAGUGCCUUGAACGGUAUGAGAAACUACUUGAUGCAGCAUGUGUAAAGGAUGAUAACUAUGAACCCGGUGAUGACCCGAGGAAAUUGCGUCCUGGGGAAAUUGAUCCGAAUCCUGAGUCAAAGCCCGCACGCCCGGAUCCUGUUGAUAUGGAUGAGGAUGAGAAGGAGAUGCUUUCCGAAGCACGAGCUCGGUUAGCCAAUACUAAGGGCAAGAAGGCGAAAGGUAGAAGCUUUGCAGAAUGAAUUUGAGAAUGUGAGAAGCAAGUUGGAUGAUGGUAAGGAGAAGAUAGUACGCCUUGAGAAGAAAGUGACAGUACUUACACAAGGCUAUGAGACAAGGUCAAAAAAAAGUCUUUGGCCGCAAAUUGAGGCCACUUUCAAGCAGAUGGACAUAGCUGCAACAGAAUCAGAGUGUUUCCAAGCUUUACAGGAGCAGGAGCAGUUGGCAGCAUCACACAGGAUAAACAAUAUGUGGGUAGAAGUACAGAAGCAAAAGGAACUUGAGAAAACUUUACAAAAGAGGUAUGGGGAUCUCAUGGCAGAACUAGAAAGGACACAAAAUGUCAUGGACCAGUUCAGGGUACAAGCUCAACAGCAAGAAGAAAUGGAAGCAAACAAUCAUGCACUUGAGCUUACCGAGGCCACAACUGAUGAAAUUAAUGUGCCAGGCACAGAGAUUUGUGAAGCUGUACCUGUCUCCGUUGACAAUGGAAGUGCUACAUCGGUUGGUCCAUGUCAUGAUGGAACGGCCGACCAGCAAGUAGACAUUGUACAAGACCAGGCCAAUUCUAUCUCCUAAAG